Cylas formicarius (sweet potato weevil) is the source of this 1162-nucleotide messenger RNA. RefSeq names its product aquaporin AQPAe.a (gene Prip). Lineage: Eukaryota; Metazoa; Arthropoda; Insecta; Coleoptera; Brentidae. Gene Ontology annotation, cellular component: plasma membrane. Gene Ontology annotation, molecular function: water channel activity. The record is from RefSeq and is a predicted model, not a curated record. Gene Ontology annotation, biological process: transmembrane transport. The transcript has 6 exons. Bases 116 to 901 code for a protein of 261 amino acids.
ACCAACUAUAAGCAGUGGUGAGUUUCUUAUUUGGUUCACCCACAACACAAAGAAGUUGCUGCGGAAAAAAAGAGAAAGCAAGACAAUAGUGGGAAAGGUUCGAUUCGAGAGCACGAUGUCAAAGUUCAAGGAAGUGCUCGGCAUCAACGACGUCAGCUCCGCGUCCAACAUCAACGCGCUGUGGCGCGCCCUGCUGGCCGAAUUCCUAGGCAACUUUUUGCUAAACUUUUUCGGCUGUGGGUCCGUGGUCGUCGUGACCAAGACGCUCGGCGGCGCGGACCUCGUCAUGGUUCCCUUCUGUUUCGGCCUGGUCGUCUUCAUCGUCGUCCAGAGUCUCGGUCACGUGAGCGGCGCCCAUAUCAACCCCGCAGUCACCUUCGCCAUGAUGACCGUCAGACGCGUGCCCCUCAUCAAAGGUUUGCUCUACGUGGUGGUGCAGUGCGCGGGGUCCUUGGCCGGCUCCGCCACCCUGAUGGCUCUGACGCCCGAAGAGUGGCACGACCUCGGAUUAGGGAUCACCACCGUCAAUCCCGUCCUCAAACCGGUCCAGGGAUUCGGUAUCGAGUUCUUCCUCGGUUUCCUGCUCGUCCUGGUGGUUUGUGGCGUUUGCGAUCCCAAUAGGCCGGACGCCAAGGCCGCGGGACCGCUCGCCAUAGGCUUGGCCGUGACCUUGGGCCACUUGGGCCUUAUCAAGUACACGGGGGCUUCGAUGAACCCCGCCCGUAGCUUCGGGUCGGCCGUCGUAGCCGGCGUGUGGACCGAUCACUGGAUUUACUGGAUCGGACCCUCGCUGGGCGGCAUAGCCGCCGCCCUCGUCUACGUCAACGCCUUAACCGCGCCGCCCCUCGGUCCUGUCAAGAUCAUCGAAAGGUACACAAACGUCAGGGAUGAGAAGGAAUGAGCCGGGGAGCGCUUGAGCUACGAAACGGGUGUCGCUGAGGAGAUUGGACGGCAACAAAGACAACGACAAUUUCGCCUAGGCGGAUCGCCGGAACAUCUAGCGUGUGUGUGUUUUUCAUUGAUUUCGCAUUUUGUAACGUUUAACUUAUUACGUAUUAUAUUCGUGUUCAAUGUACUCGUAGACAUAAACUACCUUUUAAGUAAUGCCAUUGUGUUGUACAUAAAGAGCUGAUAUUAAACGUUUUUGAUGAAAAAUGGUCAU